AUGCCUGGUCCUCUGUCUCUCUUCUCCGUCAAUGCCAUCCUGGUCAUCACCGCAUCCCCCGCGGGCGCCGCACCCAACGCGACCAACUACCCAGGCGCCAAUCCCUACCAGACGGUGAAAGAGCAGCGGGCAUUCGAGAAGGGCCUGCUGGAGAAGACCAACAAGUCCGCCAGCGACGUUAUUUUGUACGAUAACCGUAUCGUCGUGUUCAAGAUGGAAAGCGACGUGAUGCUGUACGUGGUGGGGAGCGCCGAUGAGAACGAGGUGCUGCUGUAUAACGUCGUGCUAUCUCUGCGCGAUGCCCUAGGCGUUCUGUUCAAGGGCGCCACCGACAAGCGCACCAUCGUUGAAAACUACGAUCUCGUCUCCCUGACCAUUGACGAAAUCGUUGACGACGGAAUCAUCCUCGAGACUGACCCGGUCAUGAUCGCCUCGCGGGUUAGUCGGGCACCGGCUGCGGACGCCCCGAAUAUGAAGAACAUCGAUCUCUCGGAACAGGGCCUGCUCAAUGCGUGGGAGUUUGGCAAGCGGCGUCUGGCCGAGCAGUUGCGGCAGAUGUAG
This is a messenger RNA of Penicillium lagena, 561 nucleotides long. RefSeq names its product coatomer subunit zeta. NCBI's taxonomy places the organism in Eukaryota, Fungi, Ascomycota, Eurotiomycetes, Eurotiales, Aspergillaceae. Gene Ontology annotation, cellular component: COPI vesicle coat. The transcript has 3 exons. The coding region runs from base 1 to 561 and encodes 186 amino acids. The record is from RefSeq and is a predicted model, not a curated record. Gene Ontology annotation, biological process: retrograde vesicle-mediated transport, Golgi to endoplasmic reticulum; intracellular protein transport; intra-Golgi vesicle-mediated transport.